Drechmeria coniospora is the source of this 723-nucleotide messenger RNA. Its product is annotated as nicotinamidase. The transcript has 2 exons. Bases 1 to 723 code for a protein of 240 amino acids. The record is from RefSeq and is a predicted model, not a curated record. NCBI's taxonomy places the organism in Eukaryota, Fungi, Ascomycota, Sordariomycetes, Hypocreales, Ophiocordycipitaceae.
AUGGCCGACGAUGCAUCGUUCAGGCCGGCUCUCAUCGUCGUCGACUUUCAAGAAGACUUCUGCCCCCCUAGUGGACAUGGAGCUCACCAAGACGGCCGACGGCCGCGUCAGAACGGCUCCCUCGCCGUCCCGGAUGGACGCUCCAUCGCGCCCCAGAUCAACGAGCUCCUGACGUGCCCCUUCGCCGUCAAGAUCGCCACCCGCGACUGGCACCCGCCCAACCACAUCUCCUUCGCGCCCAACCAUCCUCCGGCCUCGACGACCGUCACCGUCCGUCACCCGACCGAGCCGCACCGCGAGUACUCGACGGCCCUCUGGCCUGUCCAUUGCGUCCAAUCCACGCCCGGCGCCGAGCUCGUGCCGGAGCUCGACGCGGCCCUCCUCCACGAUGUCGUCGACAAAGGCACCGACCCCCGCUUCGAGAUGUACUCGGCCUUUUACGACCCCUUCACCAUCUCCGACACGGGCUUGACCGACAGGUUGAAGGCGGAGCGUAUCACCGACGUCUUCGUCGUCGGCCUCGCCGCCGACUUUUGCGUCCGUGCCACGGCCGAGCACGCGCGGGACGAGGGCUUCCGCUCGCACAUCAUCGAGCAAGCGACGAGGCCUGUCGUCCCUGACAAGUGGCCCGAAUGCAGGCGGGACAUCCUGGCCAAGGGCGUCCUCAUCGUGUCCGCCCAAGGCCCCGAGGUGUCGAGGGUCAGGUCGUUGGCGGUGGCGUAG